Messenger RNA from Miscanthus lutarioriparius, 1446 nucleotides. NCBI's taxonomy places the organism in Eukaryota, Viridiplantae, Streptophyta, Magnoliopsida, Poales, Poaceae. The record is from the annotation of a GenBank genome assembly.
AUGAAGGGCUGCGAUUCGUCCGGGCAAACCGGACCCAUUCAGCUGGAUCCGUUUGCGCUUAAUGGGGCCCCGGUUUGGUCGGCCCGCGAUAAAUUCAGAGACAUGAUGAUGUUGCGACAGUGCACAAACCGCAUCUUUCUAGGUGGAGGUUCCAGCUUCCUCCAUGGCCUCAAAUCUAGAGUUUCAUCCAGUAGGAGUCGCGGCACCAUCAGACUCAACUGGUGCUGCGUGAGAGCUAAUCUCUGGAGGACCGAGCGCCUUGGUGUCAAGGGGGCUACUCCGUCUGAGAUGAUUGCUGUACUGCAAGCGUCAGAUAUUUUCAGUAGCAUCAGGAACUGGAGCAAGUUGCAAUUGGUCGCCAUGACAGGGGUGAUGGCAUGUGUAGUUCUGGUAGUCCCUUCUGCUGAUGCAAUCGAUGCUCUCAAGACAUGCACUUGCCUGCUAAAGGAAUGCAGAAUAGAACUGGCCAAAUGCAUAGCGAACCCGUCCUGUGCAGCAAACGUAGCAUGCUUGAACACAUGCAAUAAUCGACCUGAUGAAACUGAAUGCCAGAUCAAAUGUGGAGACCUGUUUGAGAACAGUGUAGUCGAUGAAUUCAAUGAUUGUGCUGUUUCACGCAAGAAAUGUGUUCCAAGAAAAUCCGAUGUCGGCGAGUUCCCAGUCCCUGAUCCAUCUGCCCUGGUUAAGAACUUCAAUAUGGCAGAUUUUAAUGGCAAAUGGUACAUUUCAAGUGGCUUAAACCCAACAUUUGACACAUUUGAUUGCCAGCUUCACGAGUUUCAUGUCGAGGGAGACAAAUUAAUUGCAAACAUAACAUGGAGAAUCCGCACCCCAGACUCUGGUUUCUUUACCAGGUCAACCGUGCAGCGUUUUGUGCAGUACCCCUCACAGCCUGGCAUACUCUACAACCAUGACAAUGAGUUCCUGCACUACCAAGAUGACUGGUACAUUAUCUCAUCAAAGGUUGAGAACAAGGAUGAUGACUACAUAUUGGUAUACUACCGUGGCCGAAAUGACGCAUGGGAUGGUUAUGGUGGUUCUGUUUUAUACACAAGAAAUAAAACUGUACCUGAAACAAUAAUACCUGAGCUAGAAAGAGCUGCAAAAAGCAUAGGUCGGGACUUCUCGACGUUCAUCAGGACUGAUAACACCUGUGGUCCUGAGCCGCCUCUUGUGGAGAGAAUAGAGAAGACUGUGGAGGAAGGAGAGAAGACCAUCGUCAGGGAGGUGAAGGAGAUUGAGGGAGAGGUUGAGGAGCUGGAGAAGGAGGAGGCAUCAUUGUUUCAGAAGCUGGCAGAAGGUCUCAUGGAGGUGAAACAGGAUUUGAUGAACUUCUUGCAGGGGCUGAGCAAGGAGGAGAUGGAGCUGUUGGAUCAGCUGAACAUGGAAGCGACUGAAGUUGAGCAAGUCUUCAGCCGUGCUCUGCCAUUGAGGAAGCUAAGGUAG